GGACGAAAGAAGUCGCCUAAUUCUUUCGAUCGAAUUAGGCGCCUUCUUCGUCCCACGCUCCGUCUUUAUUUGUAAUCUGAAGCUUACAGGAACAUUUGAGUGGAUCAUGGACGGAUUGGUAGGCCUCUUGAAAGUCCGGGUGGUGAGGGGCAUCAACCUUGCCUACCGCGACGCAAGAGGCAGCGAUCCGUAUGUCGUCCUACGACUUGGCAAGAAGAAACUUAAGACGAGCGUGAAGAAGAGAUCUGUGAACCCCAUCUGGCACGAGGAGCUAACUCUGACCGUCACAGAUCCCAGCCUAGCUCUGAAGCUGGAGGUGUUCGACAAGGACACGUUCAGCAGGGACGACCCGAUGGGGGACGCGGAGAUCGACGUGGCGCCGCUGGUGGAGGCGGCGAACGCGAGCCCGGAGGCGAGCCUGAGGAACGGCGCCAUCAUCCUGUCGGUGCGGCCGAGCGCCACGAACUGCCUCGCCGACGAGAGCCACGUGUGCUGGAGGAACGGCAAGUUCGCGCAGGACAUGAUCCUCCGCCUCAGGAACGUGGAGAGCGGGGAGAUUCAGCUGCAGCUGCAGUGGGUCAGCAUCCCUCCUGCUGCAGCCAGCAGGUGAAGGAAGGAAGAACAGGCGACACGAAGCAAUCGCAUUUUCACCUCUUGUGAAUGUCGGAUUGUAAACUUAAUGGGGUCUGGGUCAGUCAGGGUAGUUCAUGUGUUGCCUAUUAAUGUACAGUUGGGGACAGCAUGAAAUCCAAGCCAAGUCACUCAAGUGUUGUAGG
Zea mays is the source of this 776-nucleotide messenger RNA. RefSeq lists its product as uncharacterized. The transcript has 3 exons. The record is from RefSeq and is marked provisional. Bases 107 to 610 code for a protein of 167 amino acids. NCBI's taxonomy places the organism in Eukaryota, Viridiplantae, Streptophyta, Magnoliopsida, Poales, Poaceae.